AUUUGCCAAGAAACCGAAGAAAAGCCAGUUUCAUUCUUCAGAAAGACUCAAAAGACUACUGAUCAAGGGCCAGCUCCAAUGGAUGGAAUAUACAAAAAUGGAAAAGUUUUUUCUAUUAAGAAAUCACAGCCCAUUUUAGUUCAAUCCGAGGGGGCAACUCAUGAUAAAGAGUUCUAUUUCUUAUCCAACCUUGAUCAGAACAUCGCUGUUAUCAUUCAAACAGUGUACUGUUUCAAGCAAGAUGGAAUGAAUAGUAGUAAAAACGUCGCGAAUGUGAUCAAGCAAGCGUUGGCAAAAGUUCUAGUUCAUUUCUACCCGUUGGCUGGGAAGUUAACAAUUAGUCCUGAUGGAAAGCUUAUUGUAGAGUGCUCGAACGACGGUGUGCCUUUUGUUGAAGCCGUUGCAGACUGUAGUAUGGAUGUGUUGGGUGAUAUCAGUACUAUACCUGAUCCUGCCAUGUUGGGAGAGCUUGUUCAUACUGUUCCCGAAGCGAAAAACAUACUAGAAAUGCCUCUUCUGACUGCACAGGUAACAAGGUUCAAGUGUGGAGGAUUUGUUCUUGGCAUGACAAUUAAUCACUGCAUGACUGACGGAAUAUCUGCAAUGGAGUUUGUAAAUUCAUGGGCAGAGACAGCUAGAGGGAUAUCACUGAGCGUCCCACCUUUUGUGGACAGAUCCAUAUUGAGAUCUAGACAACCACCUAAGAUCAAUUAUGACCAUAAAGAGUUCAUGGAGAUAAAGGACAAGUCAAACAUGGAGCGUCUCUAUCAAGAAGAGCAAAUGGUAUAUAAAUCAUUCCAUUUUGAUCAGGAAAAGCUAGGGCGAUUAAAGAAACUAGCAAUGGAGGAUGAGGUGAUAAAGAGCUGCACAAGCUUCACAGUGCUCACAGCUCUAGUGUGGCGUGCCCGAAGCAAGGCACUCAAGAUGAGAUCCGACCAAGAAACCAAGCUACUAUUUGCAGUUGAUGGGAGAUCCAAGUUCAAUCCACCCUUGCCCAAAGGGUACUUUGGCAAUGGUAUUGUCCUAACUUGUUGUCUUUGCAAGGUAGGAGAAUUGAUCGAAAAACCGUUUUCUUAUGCAGUGGGCCUAGUACAAGAUGCAAUAAAAAUGGUGAACGAGGACUUUAUCCGUUCAACCAUUGAUUACUUUGAAGUAACUAGAGCAAGGCCUUCGUUAACUGCCACCCUUUUGAUCACUUCAUGGACUAGACUCUCUUUUGAUACUACCAACUUUGGGUGGGGAGAUCCUACACAAUCUGGUUGUGUGACCUUGCCUGAGAAAGAAGUGGCUUUGUUUCUCUCAAAAGGAAAAGAGAAGGGCACCACUUUACUUUUGGGAUUGCCCCUUACUGCCAUGAAGACCUUCCAAGAGCUUAUUCAAGCUUAGUUUGAUCCAAGUGUGCCAUAUAUACCUAUAAAGUAAGUUCCCUAAGCACAUUUAUAAAUCAUUCUAUGUGCAUGUCUAUGGAAGUAUCUGUUGGUAUUGCUUUCAUCUAAAAAAAGGAUCUUUUUGUUUCCCAAUCUACUCCUCAAAGUAUCAUUCUUUGACAGAUUGCAAUCAGGACAAAAACAAAUGCUCUAUAAUGCAUUUCAAUUGUGAUUUAGACAAGAUGGGGCUGCAGGGAAAUGCUUUACAUAUGCCGCAGACAGCCAUUUUAAUAAGGAAAAUGAUGUUUCUAUCAAGUGAACUAUAUAUGCAAAUAAUAUUUUGGAGAACAAAUUAAUGGAAUUCCCAUUUUGUAAAUCAUCAAGGCAACAAGGACCAUUGUGUUCUGAAAUCUGUGAAGAAAUUAAAGUUUGGGUGCACAAUGGUGGGUCAGCCAGCAUUUAAUAUCACUGUCCAAGACUUGAUGCAAUCUCUUCAGAAAACAUCCUGCUCCACAUACUGUAUACUGCAAUAUUGUAUUUAUGGAUGCCUGGCAGGCCUAUUAUGCAUGAUUAUUGAUUACCCCUUUUGAAGAUACUACAUAUCCAGCAACCAUGGCAUUCCUGUUAUAUGUGGUUCCUCAUUAGGUUUAGCAGAAUACUGUUACGUACGUUCAUGUUUACUACCAUUAUAGGAUAAGCUGGCAGUUAUUCAGUUAUUGUAAGUUGAGUCUAUUGGUUAGUAAAAUCUGGAGUUUCCUGUUCA
This is a messenger RNA of Vitis vinifera (wine grape), 2130 nucleotides long. Its product is annotated as omega-hydroxypalmitate O-feruloyl transferase. The record is from RefSeq and is a predicted model, not a curated record. Lineage: Eukaryota; Viridiplantae; Streptophyta; Magnoliopsida; Vitales; Vitaceae. Gene Ontology annotation, molecular function: acyltransferase activity, transferring groups other than amino-acyl groups. Bases 79 to 1386 code for a protein of 435 amino acids. The transcript has 3 exons.